AGUCAAACUACAGCCACAGUUACUUUCAUUUUUUCAGCCUCUCCUCUCUUCUCGUCUCGCGAUAGAGCGGCGCAGCGGUUUGACGGGCAGUCGAGGUUGCAGCAGGCAGAGGGAGACGGUGGAAGGCAAAGCAGGGAGGCAGCAUCAUGGCGGACAGAGACAGUGGCAGUGACCACGGAGGGCCCACCGCGGGCCCCGGCUCGUUGCCCCCGGGUGCGAUGGGCGCCAUGUCGCGCCUGCAGCACGACACGGAGGAGCUCGCCUCCAAGCGCGUCGACAUCCAGAACAAGCGCUUCUACCUCGACGUGAAGCAGAAUGUUAAAGGCCGCUUCCUAAAGAUAGCCGAGGUCGGGGCUGGGGGAAACAAGAGCCGCCUCACUCUCUCCAUGUCGGUCGCCGUGGAGUUCCGCGAUUAUCUCGGGGACUUUAUCGAACACUACGCCCAGCUGGGCCCGACCAACCCGGACAUAGUGCAGGAUGAGCCCCGGCGGGCGCUCAAGAGCGAAUUCCUGGUGCGGGAGAAUCGGAAAUAUUACAUGGAUCUGAAAGAGAACCAGAGGGGGCGGUUCCUAAGGAUCCGGCAGACCGUUAAUCGGGGGCCCGGAUUGGGAAGCGCGCAAGGCCAGACCAUCGCUCUGCCGGCGCAGGGUCUCAUCGAGUUCCGCGACGCUUUGGCCAAACUCAUCGACGACUACGGCGUGGACGAGGAGCCCGCGGAGCUCCCGGAGGGCACCUCGCUUACGGUCGACAACAAGCGCUUCUUCUUCGACGUGGGCUCCAACAAGUACGGCGUCUUCAUGCGCGUCAGCGAGGUGAAGCCCACGUACCGGAACUCCAUCACGGUUCCGUGCAAAGUGUGGUCCAAAUUCGGCAACACCUUCUGUAAAUACGCGGAGGAGAUGAGGAAGAUCCAGGAGAGGAAUAGAGAGAAACGGGCCUCCGAACUGCUACCGGAGGGCCCGCACGGAGCGGGAGACGACGGCGAGGACGACUGACGCGGAACAACAAAGACUAAACUGAACUCUGAGAGAAAAGGAGACUAUUAACUGUAUAAUAGAAAGAGAAUUUCCAAGGGAAUCACCCCAAACACACAACCUCCACAGACAUGGCAGCAUGUCUGCUGUCUCCUCGCUCAUUUUACUGGAUGUCCCCCCCCCCCCCCCUACACUUACCACCAUGUAACAGUAAGCCGCUGCUAUCAAGGAUCGAACUGUAAGAUAUGAACUGUUUCCUACUUGAUUUAAAUGACAAUGAACAGAGUGUUUAUAUCUCAAAUGACAGAUUUGCACACAUCAAAGCUAUUUCGAAAAGAUAAUGUUUAAUUUUUUUCACCCUGGUGAAAUACUGAGAUUGAAUCAAAAGUAAAAGCAGAGGUAUAUUAUAUAGAAUGACAGUCUUCAUGUAGAACGAAUAUUUGACAUCAGCACAAAGAGAAUAUAUUAUGGAAUUUAUGAAACCAAAAUCUGAGACCAGUUGUAUAGUUUAUUUUAAAGGUACGCAGAGUAAAUAUGAAAGCGCUCUAAACGUGUAUGAAUUGCAGAACGCAGCACUACAGGCCUGUAAACACCUGUCAGCAUGUGUGCAGGCCCGCGUUUUGAAAAGAAGUUUGGCAGAGUAGGCUUUAGACUUUUAUCUGACCUAAAGCCUGCAGGUGUUUCUAUCAUGCCAUUAAGGAAAGGUUUGGAACCAAAGUAAAAAGCCUAUUCUGCAGGUCUCAAACAAAUGGCAUAAAUCUAUAUCUGAGCUAUUGAAUAUCAACCCUUUUGCACCAUGCCCAUAUAAACUUAAUCAAAAAAAAGUGCUAACUUAGAUGUACUAAUUAUGAUUUUGUGAAUCAGCUGUAAAAAGAAAAAAAAACUCCUUAAGAUUCCCACGUUUUCUGUGGGUUAAGUUUUUUUCUUUGUUACCUUGUUGUUUUUCCCUCUGGGGGAGGGUGGGGGAUGCAAAAGAAUAAGGUCCACCUGUGGGAGCGCAAGGCGCGGAAACAAAAAAAUAUAUAAAAAACACGCGUCUGCGCGUGGCGAGGCAACUCUUCCUCUCUGACGUCAUUACGACCCGUGCCUUAUACACUCCACUCGUUUACGUGUUCUCACGUGGAUGGUCCGUGACCUCGACCUCUGUAUGUUUUUAUUUACGAGUGCUGUUAUGUCGGCCCCAAUUCUAUCCUCGCCAGGGCUGGAGCGUUGGGUGGCAAGACCGAGCCGAAAGGCUGCUGGGAGCUCGGAGGCGGUGUGCAGAAACCGAGCUCCGAGCUGGAGCGGGCCCUUCACAAAAAUACGGUGUGUUACUGUACACUUUGGAAACUAGGGAUGGGGGUGAGGGGUCGGCGGGGAAGUUGCAUCAUGCCCUCGGUAGAGUAGAACAGGAGAGCGUACCACUGGGCUUCGGCGUGGGGAUUCAUCGGGGCCAGUAGGGGUGGUUUUUGCACACCAUUUGCACCAUGUUUUAAAAAAAAAAAAGCAAAAACAGCGACAACAACUAGAAAACAUGUUAAAUCGGGAGUGGCUGGGUGAGGCUAUCCGUCAGAGCUGAGCUGGAUGCUGUUGAAGAGUCAGGCACGCUGCCAGCCAGGUCAGCCAGGUCGGCCAGGUCGGCCAGCCGGCCGCACCAUGCCGUGGAGUCUGAGUGCAGCUUAGAGGACGUGGAGGCCGAUCGGUGCAGGGCCAAGGCAGUAUCUAUCCCUUUAUGGUGCUACAGCCCCUCGAUCGCUCCUUGGGGGCCUCGCCACUCAGAAUAUGUUACUUUUGCAUUAUUUUUCUCCUGAAAGUUCUUUUUUCCACAUUAUGUUGUCCAGAACCAGUCGGGUGUCUCCCUUUCCGGGCAGAGAGGAGGCGACCGACUAGUGCAGGACGUCUCAUAUUAGUGUGCAAUAUUGUGUGCGUGCCAAUCGCGGCACUGCGUCACCUGUAUAGACUAUUAAUAGACGGAAAAAAUGUAUAGGCUGUGUGAUCGGUAUAUAUUUGAACGCAUGACAAAGAGGUUGAUGCAUCAUUAUAUUUCCAAAAUGUGAAGUCUUUCUUCUCUUGCACUUUGAUCAAAGUGAAAAAAAAGUUCAGACUCGUAGUGAGAUAUUUUUCCUGUCAUGUUCUGUAAACCAGUCGGCUGCCCUGUCGGCGUAUCAGUGCACGUUUUACGUCUCUCUACGGGGUCACACCGGAGAAAAAAAACUUUCCCUCCUCGUUCCUCUCCAACACACACACACACACACACACAGCGCAGACAGUCAACAGCCCUGUGUCCAUGUCCUCUGCCCUGCAGGGACCCACACUGGAGUAGAGAGCUAUCUUGGGUCCGGCCGACACACACACCUCCAUAGGCUCCCCGUCGAGGCCCCUUGUCGCUAUUUGGAUGUUUGCGAGGCCUCUAAAGGAUCUGGAAUGGUUUUAGGACUGCACAAGGCCUCCUGUCAUGAGUAGCCAGGAAACUGUUUGUUGGGAGCCUGAGUGCGACUUGGGACUGCCUAUCACAGGACAGGUGAACUACGAUUUGGACUUUUCCUCGUCUGCGGUUUCAGAUGAGCAAGGCGACGGUCACCGGCCAACAAACGGGCCCAAAGCACAGAGGAGUUUGUUGUUUUUACAACGAGGAUCUCACAACCCUUCCUUCUUGUGGGUAGUCUGAUAUUAUGUAUGCUCCUCUUCUUAAGCUCAUGACUCAAAGUGUGAAAGAAAAGGCCCUGGCUCAUUGUCCCUGCGGUAAUGAGGUAACACUUGAGGUGCUAGUUCACUAAUACCAAUGAGCUCUGUGGAUGGUUCACCUAUCAGCUUUAGUUAAAGCAGGGUGGCCUUGGACGCGACGACUGGGCCUGCUCACAGGUGCUGCUGCGGGGGCGUGAAGGGAAAACAGGCUGUGGAUUGCAGUGUUGGGGGCCUCAGCUGGACAAACGCUGGCAAUGUAGUUACGGCCCGGGCCUGCCAGACAUGUGUGAUAGCUGAGGUUACGCUGACGCAGGAUUAGCCGUUCUGAUCAGGAGGCCGAUUGAAUCAUUUGCUUUUGAAAGGUUGAUCCGUGUUAGAUUUUUAAUGCCGGCAGAAAAUUGUUCCACGCAGGACGUUUCGGCCCAGGUUUGUCUCUGAGUGUUGGUGAAAGGCCCGAUGAAGCCUGGCAUUGUUCACUGUUGGGGCCUACCAGCAGCAGCCUACCAGGACCCACUGAGCCGACUUAGGCCUUGUCUUUUUGUUUUGGAGAAGAACAGGGAGUCUUUGUGUAAGUCCUCUCACAGGGAUGACUGCUUUUCCUCACACUGCCCUUUUGAAUGAUAAAAAGCCCAUUUCCAUUAAACACACAUACCCAUGUCAGCAAGCAACGGACACCUGAGGUCGAGCUGAGCUCAUCCUGAGUUCAACAUGAAUCUGGACCCUCUGUUGUGAUACAGCACUUUUCCCCCUAAAGUGUUAGCUAGCUUCACCUUGAUUGAAUCCAGGCCUCCGGGAGGCUUGUGCUUCACGAACACUAGAAAUACAACACUUUUUUAUUUCACGGCCAAACAUAAGAAGAGCCUGAACCUGCUCAUAGAGUUCACUUUGUGAGUGCCUCCUUCUGUGAAACGCACUUAUUUUUGGAGAGAUUAAAAAGCGUGUUGUUGAGUUACCGAGUGUAAUCACCAGGUGAUGCUGGGUCAGAUGUGCUUAUACCUCUGCAGGGGGACUCUGUGGUGAAAUGUGACUGCUGCAUUUUGGGUUGUAGUUCUAUUAAGUUACAGGCAAAAGAGGCUCUUGUGAUUUUGCUGACACCAAGUUUGAUCCAAUCAGAUUUCUCUGUUCAUGAGAGCUGACCCGGUGUCGUGACAGAAUCUGGAGUGACCUUGCAGCCAUGUUGUCCCCCCCCCCCCGUUACUCAAAUGCAAAAUGGUAGUCAGAUUUAUUCGUCUUGUUUUCUGCGUACGGCGUCAGCGGUCAAGCUGUGUGCUGUCCUCAGUGGCUCUGUCCAGUGAACAUUGGCGAUGGUACACUGAAGCUGUUAGAUAAGAACGAUGUUCUAUUUUACCACACGGCGGCAGCCAUCGUAGCAAUCCUUAAUCAUGAUGUAAUGCUGCCUUUUGUGUCUUUAUUAAUGCAGUGUUUUGUCAAAUUGUAUUUAAAUGAGCUUAUUUUUCGGUGCUCUAACGCCACGCUACCAGACCAUUCCUGACACGUUUUAACAGAUAGAAGUCAAGUUGGAAGUAAUUCAAAAGUGCAGCCGUAACUACUUGUUGCAUGUCCCUCAAAGUCAGAUUGCUAUGAUGGCCCCGGCCGCUUCUUCCUCCGGCCUUUGAGGGUGAAGAUUAUUCAUGUUUCUGACUGCGUUCAAAACAGCUGCAUGUACAUGAGAGAAAACGGCAAACGUCCACUAUUACAAAGCUAAAACAGGCCGGACUCCCAGAAAACCAAACGUGCUCGGUUUCUGGUUUCAGUGUCGUAUUCUCUCAUUGGUUCCUGGCUGACCACCCAGCCAAUCGCAGCCGCUGGUCAAAGCCAAGCAGUGUAUGACUCAUCACAAACCCGCGGACAGCGGAGCUUAUUCUGCACGUCCUCUUUUAUGCUCACGCACCGAUUAGCAGGGUCCAUCAUGUUUGCAGACUGCAUAGGCUGCUGCUGUGGGAAGUUACAGGCUUUCAACUUUGUCUUUGCAGACGUUGGGAACUGGAUCCUGGGUUUUAAAGGGUGGGGUCAAUGCACAAUGAUCAUAUCCCAUGUCACCGUUUGGUCUAAAUCCCUUUACCAUCCCCAUAUGAGAUAAUAUGUAUGUAUCUUUCAAAAAUAUUUUAUCUGUGGCGUGUGUGUGUGUGUGUGUGUGUGUGUGUAUGUAUAUAUAUAUAUGUAUGUAUAUAUAUAUAUUUAUCUAUACACACAUAUAGAUAUAUAUGGUUUGUUAUAUAUGAUGCUCCUCCUUUCAGAAAAAUAUAACAUGUAUACAGGAAAAACAUAUUGCUGUUUAUUUCCUUUGUAUUUUAUACUUACAGAAAGCAUUGAAUAAAAAUGGAUAAAUACUUGCACUUUAGAUAUAUUAAGAAAAAUAAAGAUUCUGCAUAUUAUUUUUGAUAGGGAUCUCACAUUCAAAGAGUAUAAAUUAAAGGCUUUGUGACUAUUGCUGGACAGAGAUGUAUUGAGUUCUACUUAUUGAUUAUAUUUUGUCUGUGUGUCAGAAGGUUUACUAAAGUAAGUUGCAUGAUAAAGUAGUGCUACACCGAUGGUGUUCUUUUUUUAGUUGGUAAAAUUGUCUGAAAACUGUGAUAACAACCCUCUUGUAUCAUGAUUAUCCUCUCCUCACCCCUCCUAGAAUAUUUCUUAUUGAAAUAUGGCCUUUCCUGACUACAUGACGAUGGUGCUUACUUUGGCUUUGACAUCAAGCUCAUCCUAUACAUCUCAGAACAUAACUCACGUCCUUACACUUCAUUACUUUCUUUUAUGUACUAUCACUACCUUAUUAAAUUUAUGUUGAUGGCAAAAAAAAGAAGUGUGCUGUUUUGUACAUUGCUGUUUGUUUUAAUGUUGGGGGAGCCUUGUUGUCUGAAAAAUGACUAAUCGCGCAAUAAAAGGUCAUUCCACACGUC
Molecule: messenger RNA, 6532 nt
Organism: Gasterosteus aculeatus aculeatus (three-spined stickleback)
Lineage: Eukaryota; Metazoa; Chordata; Actinopteri; Perciformes; Gasterosteidae
Gene: purab
Product: purine-rich element binding protein Ab
Biological process (GO): regulation of transcription by RNA polymerase II
Cellular component (GO): nucleus
Molecular function (GO): DNA-binding transcription factor activity, RNA polymerase II-specific; purine-rich negative regulatory element binding; RNA polymerase II transcription regulatory region sequence-specific DNA binding
Source: RefSeq, a predicted model, not a curated record